CUUGUGGCGGAAAGAGUCCUUUGGAGGGCGGCUGCUGCUCCCCUCUCCAUCGGGCAAAUUCUCUGUCAUGCUCCUGCUGCAUGGUCGCGCCAGUGGGCAAUCUAACUGUCCUCUGUGCUGAUAUUCGAGUUCCGUCCUUGCUCCGUGGAGCAUUGGAUGCUGUUCUCUUACACACCCCUCGCACAACGAUCCUGCGAGAUACUACUAUGGCUGCUACUGUGAACUUGGAGCUUGAUCCCACAUUCUUGAAAGCCCUCGGCUUCCUGCAUUCAAAGAGCAAGGAUUCAGCUGAGAAACUCAAAGCACUGCUUGAUGAAUCUUUGGCUAGAGGGACUGAUUCAAGUUAUCGUCCAUCACAAAAGGAAGUAGAUCCACCAAAAGUAUCUAUUACAAAAACAAUUUCUGUCAAGCAAGAACCCAAGGCUUCCUCGAGCCUGCCUUCAGGUAACAAUAAUGGCAAGCCCAUUGCAGCUGAAAAGGUGAAAAAAGAAGCAGAAAAGAGAAGUGCUGAUAAAAUAAAGUUGGAAAUCAGUGAGGGAUCUGACAAUCCAAAGAAACCAAGACUAGAAAAAACAGAGACUCGUUCUUCCCCAAUCACAGUCCAGACUAGCAAGGAUUUGGUUAUGCCAGACCUUUCCAGUUUUGAAGAAACUAGUGCUGAUGAUUUUGCCAUGGAGAUGGGUUUGGCUUGUGUGGUUUGCCGGCAAAUGACAGUUACUUCUGGGAAUCCACUGGUUGAGUGCCAAGAAUGUCAUAAUCUCUAUCACCAAGAUUGCCACAAGCCUCAAGUGACAGACAAGGAGAUGAAUGAUCCUCGCCUAGUGUGGUAUUGUGCCCGAUGUACUAGGCAAAUGAAAAAGAUGGCUCAGAAAACGCAGAAGCCUUCCCAGAAGCCAGCCCCUGCUGUGGUUUCAGUAGCGCCAGCAGUGAAAGAUCCGCUGAUAAAGAAACCAGAAAUUAAGCCAAAGUUGGACACCACACCAACCUUCCUAGCAUUCAAGAGGACAGAGGUCAAGCCGUCAGCAGCUGUUUCUGGCAACUCCAACAGCACCAGCGUUUCUUCUUCCUUGGCUAGUGGCCUUACAGGGUGGGCAGCCUUUGCCGCAAAAACAUCUUCUGCAGGCCCAUCAACAACUAAGAUGGGAUCCACCACGCAGAGCACCAGUGGCAAGCCCGCCAGCGCCUCCAGUAACCAAAAACCUGUCGGUUUGUCAGGGCUGGCAACAGCUAAAGGAGGGCUAGGGUCAAAAAUAACAUCUCCAAACAGUAGCACAAGCCCGGCCCAGAUGAAGCCCCUGCCGCCUCUGACGAUGGGGAAAACCGGUCUUUGUCGUUCCGUGAGCAGUGAUAAUGUCAGCAAAGUAGGACUCCCUAGUCCAAGCAGUUCAGCUCCUGGCAGCAGCCAGGCUAGUAGUGGAAAUGGAAGUGGUGGGACAGGAGGCAGCAGUGGGAGCAGCACCAGCAAAUCCAGUGGAGAGUCUGGUAACCAGUCGCCAUCCGUGAAGGGCCCCACUUCUCAAGAGUCACAGCUGAAUGCUAUGAAAAGGUUGCAGAUGGUCAAGAAGAAAGCCGCUCAAAAGAAACUGAAGAAGUAAUAGAACUAUUUGAUGGACCUUUUGUCUUCAAAGCACAAGCAUGUUGUUAGAACUUGGACCCAGUUUAACAAAGCGUAAUAAAGUCACGUAACUUAUAAA
Hemicordylus capensis (graceful crag lizard) is the source of this 1694-nucleotide messenger RNA. It is a transcript of the gene INTS12, whose product is annotated as integrator complex subunit 12. The record is from RefSeq and is a predicted model, not a curated record. Gene Ontology annotation, biological process: snRNA 3'-end processing. Gene Ontology annotation, cellular component: integrator complex. Lineage: Eukaryota; Metazoa; Chordata; Lepidosauria; Squamata; Cordylidae. The transcript has 7 exons. Bases 81 to 1595 code for a protein of 504 amino acids.